Messenger RNA from Caenorhabditis angaria, 1393 nucleotides. The record is from the annotation of a GenBank genome assembly. NCBI's taxonomy places the organism in Eukaryota, Metazoa, Nematoda, Chromadorea, Rhabditida, Rhabditidae.
AUGCUUUCCCUAUUGAUAAUCUCCGUCUAUACUGAAUUUAUCCGUCCAUUUAUCAUUUCACUUUAUCGCAUUCUUUAUUCUUUGGAUCAGAAAGUCACUUUUCUGUCCAUAAAUAUGUCACUUCAUGAAUUGUCUGAUGGUAUUCUUGGAACUAAUGUUAGUUUGAAAGAUAUUGAAGAAGCUUUUGGUGGAGCAGAAUUUGGUGAAAAUGUAAAAGUUACUAAUAUUAGUGAUAUGAAAGUAAGAAUUUUUAUUCCAAUUAUCAUUUGUUUCUCAUUGUCAGUCACUCUUUUCUAGGGUUUUAUGUCUCGAAUUGCAUUGAUUGAACCUGACUGGAAAAUUGAUACCGGACUCCCGAAAAAGUUCGCCGUGAAAAUAGCAUCGCAGUUAGCUUUGAUGGAAAUCUCCAAGAUAUCCGGAAAAGCAGAUCUUGAAGAGGAAAAAUUGAAAAAACUUGAUGAAAAUUUCAAAGUUCUAAAUAAUCGUGAAGUUGAUGUUUAUAAUUUAUUGACUGAACUGAAGAUCCAAGAAAUCCCAAUUAUCAAGAUCUAUGCGACUAGGAAAUUCAGUGAAUCAAAUACGUUGAAAGCAUUCAUAAUUUCGGAAUAUGUUGAGAAUCUUUCAAAUAUAAAAAUGUAUGAGACAAUUGGUUGUGAAACUAUUCUACCAAUUAUUCGAGGAGCUGCUGCAUUUUCAGCUAUUGGAGAGACUAUUGAUAUAAAUCGGUUGAAUUUUGCAGGAGGUUUUGAUUGUUUCCAGCCAAUGAUUUCCGAUUUUGUGGAAAAAACAGCUGAGAAUGCAUUCAAAAUUAUGAGACGACAUUUUUCGGAAAUAUAUCAGAAUAAAAUUGAAGACCUCGCAAAAAUUACUGAUCUUUACUUAAAUAAAGUGAAGAUCUCAGAAAUCGUUAACAUUGUUGGUAAGAUUAUUUUUUCGAUGAUGAUUUUAAACAUUUAUUUUUGAAGAUCACGAACCGGUAUUAACUCAUAGCGAUUUAUGGCCAUCAAAUGUUAUGAUUGUUGAAAAUAAACUUCAUGCAAUUAUUGAUUGGCAAGCAGUUUCUUUUGGCUCACCAGCACAGGAUAUUGGAUUAUUAAUAGCAUCUUGUCUUUCCACAAAAGAUCGAAGAGAAAAACUAGAUUUUCUGCUCGAGGAAUAUUAUAAUACAUUUUUGAAAAAGAUCGAAGGACAUGAGGUACCUUAUAGUUUUGAACAACUCAAACAGAAUUAUCAAUUGAUGUUUCCUGCUUUGGCUUGUAUGAUUCUUCCUUGGAUUAUGCAAUCAUCAGAACAUAUUCAGGAUGAAUAUUUACAUAAAAAUGUGGUAAGUCAAAAAAAAAAACUUAAAAAGAUUAAUUUUUUGGAGUUCCCAUAUAUUUUUGAAAAUAUUUGA